Molecule: messenger RNA, 2476 nt
Organism: Canariomyces notabilis
Lineage: Eukaryota; Fungi; Ascomycota; Sordariomycetes; Sordariales; Chaetomiaceae
Exons: 1
Coding region: 188-2095 (635 amino acids)
Biological process (GO): protein secretion
Cellular component (GO): endoplasmic reticulum membrane
Molecular function (GO): protein binding; guanyl-nucleotide exchange factor activity; GTPase activator activity
Source: RefSeq, a predicted model, not a curated record
GUCCACGACAACUCCAUCCUCAUAUCCGUACAUGAUACCUACCACGCCAGACAACCAUUAUUUACUCUUCCUCGUCGCAACUUCUUCAAGACACGAGAAUGCCUGGAGCCUGAAACCGUUUUCUAGCUGAACCUCUGCUCAACUUGUCAAGCGCCCAGACACCCGCCUGCCCACUUCAGCCUGACCGAUGGCUCCCGCCAUUCCCUCGGCCGAACUACGACUGUCUUAUCCCCUCUACGCCGUCGACUUUGACCCUCAGGAUGCAAAUCGACUCGCGGUAGGUGGAGGCGGCGGCCCCGCCAGGAGUGGUGUUGGUAACAAGAUUACCCUCUUGGACACUUCGCGUGAGGACUCGCUGCAGAUCGUCUCCGAGAUCGAACUCAGCCGCGAUGAGGACAGCGUCAACACCCUCGCCGUCGGUUCCCGCAGGAGAAACUCGAUCCUCCUCUACGCUGGCAUCAACUCGGCCGAGGCGGACAUCAAGAAGGGCAAGAACGAGCAUUUCCGCGUCCUUGCUGCCGAGCUGCCCUCGAAGGCCAAGGCUGGCGCCGCCGGGCCCAACAUCACCGAACUCUCGCGAUCCGCCUUACUCUCGUCGACAGAUCUCGAGGCAUAUCAAAGGGUGCUCAGGAUAUCCCCGCCAUUUACCGGGUCAAAACAGGUUGGCGCUGUCGCAACUGGGACAAUUGGCCGUGCCAAGGAUGCGCAGAUUGCCAUCUUUGAUGUGCCGCCGGCGGGCAGCAACAAUCCAGCACCGAGCCUGCGAGGAAAGGUGGAGCUGGUGAAGGAGGCAAUGGAUGUGGACGUCUUACAGACGUCGGACGAGGAUUAUCAACUAAUAUAUUGCGAUGACUACGACAUCUACGCCAUGAACAUUAGCAAGACCGACACCACUGGCCCGCAUUGCAUAUUCACAAUGCCGCAUGACGAGUCAAGCGGCGCAAAAGCUCGCCCAUCCUUCCGUUGCAUCCGCUACCUCACCACAACCUUUGUGCUCGCCGUCGCAAACCUUCCCAAUGCAGGCGGCGCCGUCCUCCAGGGAUUCCGCCUGCCCAGGCCCUCCGACAUGGGUAAAGAGGAGGAAGCGGCGGCCGGAAAAAGAGGCAAGGCGCGCCUCGCCAUAUCUGCCCACCUACCCAGAAGCAUUACCCGGGCCACCGGCUUGGCCGUCCGCAACCUCUCGCCGCCGCCUAGCCCCUCCGCAAGACAAGGCGACACGCAGUUCGUCGUCGCCGUAACAGGCCAGGACAGCUCCAUCACCGUGUACACGGUCGAGCACCAGACCUCGUCCGUUUCGGAUGUCAACCUCAUCACCAAACUCCACCCCGUAACAACCCUCAAGGCAGUACACCAAGGCCCCAUCUCGGGCAUCGCAUUCUCCCACUUCAUCCCACCGCCAAAACCUUCCUCAUCCUCGUCGGCGCCGCCCACCCGCGCUCCGCACCUAAAACUGGCCUCGGUCGGCUCCAUGGCAAACACCCUAGUCGUGCACUCCCUUCCUCUGAAAAAAGUCACACCCGCCAACCUACCGCGCGGCCCGCCCCGCCCACCCCGCUACGUCCUGGGUCUGAAGAGCCACGGCCCGUCCCCGCGGGACCUGAUCAUCUUCUCAGCGGUCGUCUUUGCCACCCUUGCCCUGCUCCUGCAGGGCUUGCUUGAGGUCAAGGGCCUGGCCCGGCCGCUCAUCGGCGCGCGCAACUUCACGCCCGUCUCUUGGCACGCCGAGCCUGCUUAUCGAUCGCAUCAUGAUAGGCUAAUAAGCGAGAAGGGGAAGGAUGGCUCCCUGUUUGCUGACUAUCGGGCGAGGUCGGCGCAGUUGGCUACUACCAAGGGGCAGGAGGAUGGGGACGGCGGGUUGGUGGUGUUGCAUGCUGGCGGUGAGGGUGAUGGUGAUGAUUCAGUGAGUGUCCACGUGCAUGACGAGGAAAAGCAUGGGCAGGCGAGGCGUUGGGACGACAUGGGCCGUGCUCAGAAGGAGGCUUGGAAGGAGAGGCUGAAGAAGGCUGGACACUGGGGCGAGGAGAUGGGGGAGGCUGUGUUCAAGGGAGUGCUGUUUGGGGAGAUUGCUGGGGUCGUGGGAGCUAUGGUGCGAUGAGGCAGAGGCUAUGUGUAUGAAUUGGUCUAACGGUAUACGGCCUGGCGGCUUUGGCUGCUUGGAAGGAUGGGCAGGGACUGCCAGUGGGUGGGUGAGCUUGUACUAUUCUUCCAUUCCCAUUCUUGGGUGAGAUCCCAAAAGGCAAUUGGGAAACUGAAGGGCUGCUUGCAAGUUUUCUACUAGUACAACCGUGGGCACCGCAACACCCAACGCCCUUUUCUCCCGUGUAUGCGGCGUCCAUCUCCAGAUCUCACAGAAACCUGUUGCUACGUCUUAGAACUCCGUUGGGUCGGCAAUGACGGAGAGUGAGACGGGCGUUCAGAACUCAUGAUCUUAUGUAUGUAACCCCCUUUCUCAGCUGUAGAUUCAACCGCCUCCGCC